This is a messenger RNA of Xenia sp. Carnegie-2017, 1905 nucleotides long. Its product is annotated as N-acetyl-D-glucosamine kinase-like. The record is from RefSeq and is a predicted model, not a curated record. Bases 115 to 1194 code for a protein of 359 amino acids. Gene Ontology annotation, molecular function: N-acetylglucosamine kinase activity. NCBI's taxonomy places the organism in Eukaryota, Metazoa, Cnidaria, Anthozoa, Malacalcyonacea, Xeniidae. The transcript is spliced from 10 exons.
GAUUAUGGCUUCCUUUGCAGUUAAUUGAAAGCUAUAGUCAUUCAAAAUUACCUUUCAUGAUGAAGCAGAUUUCUGACACAGUGUAUCUUGACUGGCUAAUGCACAAUUUUUUCAAUGAGGAGUAAAUACAAAGUGCACCUAUUGCUAAGAAUUACCAAAAACGUUGUUAUGUUCAGCAUUGAUGUCAUGUUUGCAGGUGGUUCUUCCUCGAAUAUUGUUAUCGUUAACGCAUCUGGUCACGUGAUUGGAAAAGCUGAAGGUCUCUCUACGAAUCAUUGGUUGAUUGGCAUUGAAGAGUGUGCUGUUAGGGUGAAUGACAUGGUCGUGAAAGCUAAAAAGAAUGCUGGGCUAUCAUUGGACAAACCCCUGGCUUCACUGGGCCUUUCUUUGAGUGGAGGAGAAAAGGAGGAGUUCAAGAAAAAAAUGGAGAACGUCAUGAAGGAGAACUAUCCCAAUUGUAGCCUGUCCUAUUUCAUCUGCACCGACACAUUUGGCUCCAUUGCAACUGCAUCCGAUUCGGGUGGUAUUGUUCUCAUAGCAGGUACUGGUUCCAACUGUCAGUUAGUAAAUCCGAACAAUGACGUACAUGGUUGUGGUGGAUGGGGACAUAUACUGGGUGAUGAAGGAUCAGGUUACUGGAUUUCUCAUACUGCGGUGAAAACUGUAUACGAUGACGAUGACGGUUUUGUCAAAUCUCCCUAUGAUAUAACACUUGUGAAGGAAUCCAUGUACGAUUUUUUUAAGAUGAAGAAGCCUUUUGAUAUUCUUGAUCAUUUUUACAAAGAUUUUGAGAAGGCAAAAGUAGCCCAAUUCGCUACUACGAUAGCGCAAGGUGCAUCAAAAGGUGAUCCUUUGUGUAGACAUCUAUUCAAAGAGGCUGGUAUUCUUCUAGGACAUCAUAUUAAUGCCCUUGAAAGCAAAAUUGACGUGAGACUUGCUGGCUGUGAAAAAGGAUUAAAAGUCUUGUGUGUAGGCUCUGUGUUCAAAAGUUGGGAAUUGUUAAAAGAAGGCUUUAUCGAAGGUUUAAGACGAGGGCAUGAUCAACGUUCGCCUUGUUACAAAUCGUUGAUAUUACUGCGUCCAAAGGUAAAAAGUAGUCUUGGUGCUGCGAUCCUUGGAGCGAAAGCCAUAAACCAGGCUUUUCCAGUCGACUACAGUCAAAACACCGAGUCAUUUUCUACGUUCACUCCGUAAUUGAAAAAUUGUUGCAUUCUUUUUAAGGUCGUUACAUCAUCAUACCAGUGCGUUUAGCAAUCUUGAAUAUGAUGAGUUUGAAAUAAUUAUUUCUUUUUUAAUGUAUUUGGUAUUGGAGCGUUCUCAUUGACACAAACACUCUUUCAUACCAAACGUUAGUGUAAUCUUGGUCAAUCCUAAAAACACCCCGUAACCCCUGUGAAAUUUAAUUUUCACUACUAGCAAUCAUCUUUAUUCUUGGUGUGCAAUCACGUCAUAGCCGCCAUGUUGGAUAUUAGUUAACACAAAUGAUAAUUUUAACUAAGGAUAUUUCUUAUUUACAAUGCAAAUGUCAUUCAACAGGGCGAACAUUCCAGUGUUCUCUUACUCUCAUAGAAAUGGUUGCACACCAUCUAUUCAGUUUUCUCUUGUGACAUAAAUGUUAAACUCAUACACACUCCUGCUGUCAAAGACGUCUUUUAUGGCUUUGCUCAUGACAGUGCUCAGCAACAGAGCAAGCCCUCUCUCACAAUAGAGCAAUUUAUUACAAAUAAAUCGGAAUACCGUUUAUUUUAAUGGUUUUCUUACAAAAUCGUUGAUUGCAGAUACUUUAGAAAGUAUAACACUUAUCAAAGAAGUGGUUGUUUAGAUGAAAUUUUAGCAGGCUAUUAAAUUAUGUAAAUCACACGUAUUAGAAUGCAAUUAAUACAACUCUUUUUUGCGUUCAUGUUA